Molecule: messenger RNA, 2037 nt
Organism: Lactuca virosa
Lineage: Eukaryota; Viridiplantae; Streptophyta; Magnoliopsida; Asterales; Asteraceae
Source: the annotation of a GenBank genome assembly
AUGGCUGCGUCUUCUUUCGCUCUAUCCCAAGCUGCCACCACCCUCUCUCCCUCCGCCGCUCUCGCCAUGAAUCUUCCACUAAUACAACCCAACUACCUUCUUCUAUAUCCACCCUCUCCAUCCCCAUUUCUCCGGCCUCAAAUCCACCUCAACUCCCUCCUCACGCGCUGUCACUCCCCGGCAUUCUUGGCGAUUGAUGCUGUUGAGAAGGCUAAUUCCGGUCACCCUGGUUUGCCCAUGGGUUGUGCUCCGAUGGGGCAUAUUUUAUACGAUGAAGUAAUGAGGUAUAACCCCAAGAAUCCAUAUUGGUUCAAUAGAGAUCGCUUUGUUCUCUCCGCCGGACACGGAUGCAUGCUUCAUUAUGCCCUCCUCCACCUUGCCGGCUACGACAGUGUUAAAGAAGAAGACUUGAAGCAAUUCCGUCAAUGGGGAAGCAAAACUCCUGGCCACCCUGAGAACUUUGAAACCCCGGGUAUCGAAGUCACUACAGGUCCACUUGGUCAAGGAAUUGCCAAUGCAGUUGGUCUUGCAGUUGCAGAAAAGCACUUGGCUGCUCGAUUCAACAAGCCAGAUGCCAAGAUUGUUGACCACUACACAUAUUGUAUCCUUGGUGAUGGUUGUCAAAUGGAGGGGAUUGCAAAUGAAGCUUGUUCACUCGCGGGUCACUGGGGACUCGGGAAACUAAUUGCUUUUUAUGACGAUAAUCACAUUUCCAUUGAUGGUGACACUGAGAUUGCUUUUACAGAGAGUGUUGACAGACGUUUUGAAGCCCUUGGUUGGCAUAUUGUUUGGGUCAAGAAUGGGAACAAUGGUUAUGAUGAUAUUCGUGCUGCGAUUAAAGAGGCAAAGGCUGUUACUGAUAAACCAACUUUGAUCAAGGUGACAACAACAAUCGGGUUUGGGUCACCAAACAAGGCGAAUUCAUACAGUGUUCAUGGAGCUGCAUUGGGUGCAAAAGAAGUCGAUGCAACAAGACAAAACCUUGGAUGGCCUUAUGAGCCUUUCCAUGUUCCUGAGGAUGUGAAGAAGCAUUGGAGUCGCCAUACUGCUGAGGGUGCAGCUCUAGAAUCCGAAUGGAAUGUGAAAUUUGGUGAAUAUGAGAAGAAGUAUGCUGAAGAUGCAGCCGAGUUGAAGUCUAUUGCUGAUGGGGUACUCCCAAACGGUUGGGAGAAAGCUCUUCCUAAAUACACGCCCGAUAUUCCCGGCGAUGCAACCCGAAACCUAUCACAAUCAUGCCUAAACGCAUUAGCACCCGUUCUCCCGGGGCUCCUCGGUGGAAGUGCCGAUCUCGCCUCUUCCAACAUGACCCUAAUGAAAAUGUUCGGUGACUUCCAAAAGAACGCUCCGGAAGAACGAAACGUCCGCUUUGGUGUCCGUGAACACGGAAUGGCCGCCAUUUGUAACGGCAUCGCCCUGCACAGUCCGGGAUUCAUCCCGUACUGUGCUACUUUCUUCGUUUUCACCGAUUACAUGAGAGGCGCUAUGCGCCUCUCAGCUUUAUCUGAAACCAGGGUCAUCUACGUGAUGACCCACGAUUCCAUCGGGCUGGCAUACAAGGUCGCAGUAGAAAACCGUAAGCGACCGUCUGUGCUUGCCCUUUCGAGACAAAAGCUGCCCAACCUGCCCGGAACAUCAAUCGAAGGUGUAGCGAAAGGUGGUUAUAUUGUAUCCGAUGAUUCUUCGGGCAACACGCCCGAUGUUAUCUUGAUCGGAACCGGGUCCGAGCUUGAGAUUGCGGUUAAAGCUGCGGAUGAGCUUAGAAAGGAUGGGAAAUCGGUUAGGGUUGUGUCGUUUGUGUCCUGGGAGCUUUUUGAUGAACAAUCUAAUGAGUAUAAAGAGAGUGUACUUCCGGGUAGUGUCACGGGUCGGGUCAGUAUUGAAGCCGGGUCGACUUUUGGGUGGGAAAGAAUAGUUGGAAGCAAAGGGAAGGUGAUUGGGAUUGAUAAAUUUGGGGCAAGUGCACCUGCGGGAAAGAUAUAUAAGGAGUAUGGGAUAACAGUUGAAGCUGUUAUAGCAGCCGCUAAGGAAGUUUGUUAA